Messenger RNA from Drosophila melanogaster (fruit fly), 2238 nucleotides. RefSeq names its product P[[i]]-sensitive XPR1 orthologue (gene PXo). The record is from RefSeq and is marked reviewed. Gene Ontology annotation, cellular component: membrane. The coding region runs from base 112 to 2127 and encodes 671 amino acids. The transcript has 6 exons. NCBI's taxonomy places the organism in Eukaryota, Metazoa, Arthropoda, Insecta, Diptera, Drosophilidae.
CCAGUUGUGAUGUUUACGUGAAAACGUGCGUUUCUAGUGCGACCACGUCCUCGCCAUUUAUCCGGAUGCGGAUGCAGUGCAGCCAGUUGUGAGAUCCCCCCAAUUCCCGAGAUGAAGUUCGCCGAGCACCUGACGGCCCACAUAACGCCCGAGUGGCGAAAGCAGUACAUUAACUAUGAGGAAAUGAAAGCCAUGCUGUAUGCAGCCAUCGAACAAUCGCCCUCCGCAGAACUCGUGGAGCGCGAGAUGGUGACGCGAUACUUUGCCAAAUUCGAUGAGGAGUUCUUUCACUACUGCGACAAGGAGCUGGCCAAGAUCAACACAUUCUACUCGGAGAAGAUGGCCGAGGCGACACGCAAAUAUGGCAGUCUGCGCAGCGAGUUGACCGAAGCCCUGGAAAUGGGACACCCAAAGAAACUGCCCGCGUGGAAGAGGCGAACGCCGCUGGGCAAGAAGAAUGUGCCGGCGCGCAAGAUACAGGAUCUCAAGUUGGCAUUUAGUGAAUUUUAUCUGGGACUGAUACUGCUCCAGAACUAUCAGAACCUCAACUUCACGGGUUUCCGUAAGAUACUUAAGAAGCACGACAAGUUGCUGAGCGUCGACUAUGGUGCACGUUGGCGCACGGAUCACGUGGAGGCAGCCCACUUUUACACCAACAAGGACAUUGAUCGGCUGAUCCAGGAGACGGAGCAGGCUGUUACCCAGGACAUCGAGGGAGGAGAUCGUCAGAGGGCAAUGAAGCGGUUGAGGGUACCACCACUGGGCGAACAGCAGAGUCCUUGGACGACCUUCAAGGUUGGUCUCUUUUCUGGCGCCUUUGUGGUGCUCUUCAUUACGGUUGUGAUCGCUGCCAUGUUCUACGGAUUCGGCGAGAACUGGCGGGCCGGAAUGAGGAUGUUCCGCGCACCAUUCCUCAUCAUCGAAUGCCUCUUCCUUUGGGGCGUCAAUGUCUACGGCUGGAGGUCGUCCGGUGUGAACCACGUCCUCAUCUUUGAGUUGGAUCCACGAAAUCACCUGUCCGAGCAAAACAUCAUGGAAGUGGCAUCCGUGUUUGGAGUUAUCUGGGCCUGCUGCGUCCUGAGCUACAUCUUUUGCGAUCCCCUCGGCAUCCCACAGUACGCAGCUCCGCUUUGCCUCUACACAUUGAUGGCUGCCUUUUUGCUGAAUCCCACGAAGACGUUCCAUCAUGAGGCCCGGUUUUGGGCCAUAAGGAUCCUCAUCCGGGUAAUCAUGGCUCCGUUCUGCUUUGUAAACUUUGCCGAUUUCUGGCUGGCCGACCAGCUGAACAGCAUGGUGCCAGCUUUUCUGGAUAUACCCUUUCUGAUUUGCUUCUUUGGUCGAAGUCCCACAUGGCACAAGGCUGGCAAGGCUGCCAGCCACUGUGUGGAGUACGUGUCUCUGUUGCAUCCCAUUGUUGCCAUAAUGCCUGCCUACUUCCGGUUCGCCCAGUGCAUCCGCAGAUACCGCGACACAAAGGAGUCAUUUCCGCAUCUGGUCAACGCCGCCAAGUAUGCAACGUCCUUCUUUGUGGUUAUAUUUGCCCACAAAUAUCACACGACCACCGACACCUACCCGCUGUCCAAGGAGAAUCCUUGGUUCUACUGCUGGAUUACGGCCGCCAUCUUCUCGUCCUGCUACGCCUACACAUGGGACAUCAAAAUGGACUGGGGACUGUUCGACUCGAAGGCGGGCGACAAUCGAUUCUUGCGUGAGGAAAUCGUUUAUUCAUCGACGUGGUUCUACUACUUUGGCAUAAUUGAGGAUUUAAUACUGCGCUUCAGCUGGACCCUGUCCAUGAGUCUAAUUGAGGCUGGCUACAUUGAGGGCGAUGUGAUGAUGACCAUUCUCAGUCCCCUGGAGGUUUUCCGUCGCUUCAUUUGGAAUUACUUUCGGUUGGAGAACGAGCAUCUAAACAACGUGGGCAAAUUCAGGGCUGUCAGGGAUAUAUCGGUCGCUCCAAUGGAUUGCUCGGAUCAGACCACGAUUUUGCGCAUGAUGGAUGAAACUGAUGGCGUGUUGAAUCGAAGGCGUGGAAAAGCCGCUGGCGGCAAAUCCGCAACGAAGAAGAACAAACAGGAGCAGCGACUGCUCCUUCAAGGGGAAUCCAUUGAGGAUCUUUGCUCGUAGUUGGGUUACCCAAUAAACAUCUAUCUCUCUGUGUGCACAAAUUUUACGUUUAUGGCAAUAAAGCACUUCAGUUGCAUUUGCGGACACUGAAUAAAUGGUCCAAAUGGUUCC